Molecule: messenger RNA, 2177 nt
Organism: Podarcis muralis (Common wall lizard)
Lineage: Eukaryota; Metazoa; Chordata; Lepidosauria; Squamata; Lacertidae
Gene: MECR
Product: mitochondrial trans-2-enoyl-CoA reductase
Biological process (GO): fatty acid metabolic process
Cellular component (GO): mitochondrion
Molecular function (GO): oxidoreductase activity
Source: RefSeq, a predicted model, not a curated record
GAGCUGUCGUCAUCGCCGCGCGCCACCCGCGGAAACGGUUGCUAUGGGUUUAACGGCUGUGGCGGCGCGAGGGAGCCGCGCUCGGCCCUUACGGCCUCUGUUGAGCGCCGGUCUCCGGGCUCUGUCGGCGUCGGCUGCCCGGGCGCGGCCUCGCGGGCUGAUCUACGAGCAGCAUGGGGAGCCGGCUCAGGUCCUAAACCUAAAGGAGAUAGAUCUGGCAGAGCUGGGGGAUUCUGGAGUCAAUGUGAAAAUCAUUGCAGCCCCUAUCAAUCCAUCUGACAUCAAUAUGAUUCAAGGGACGUAUGCUACUCUGCCUGACUUGCCUGCGGUUGGUGGGAAUGAAGGAGUUGGACAAGUGAUUGAAGCUGGGAGUCGUGUGACUUCUCUGAAGCCAGGUGAUUUGGUUAUCCCAGCUGAUGCAGGACUUGGAACAUGGCGAACAGAGGCAAUAUUUGGUGAGGAGACCCUGCUGAAAAUUCCUCCUGAUAUCCCAUUAACGUGUGCUGCCACUUUAAGUGUCAACCCCUGCACAGCUUAUCGGAUGUUGUCGGACUUUGAGGUCUUGAAGCCAGGAGAUUCAGUCAUCCAAAAUGCAGCCAAUAGUGGAGUGGGGCAGGCCGUCAUCCAGAUCGCAGCAGCCAAGGGGUUCAAAACAAUAAAUGUGGUCAGAGAUAGACCCAAUCUCCAGGAGCUUGUAGACAGACUGAAGUCCCUUGGAGCAGACCAUGUCGUCACAGAGGAGGUGCUGAGAAAACCGGAAGUAAAAGAGCUGUUUAAGAAAAUCCCUAGGCCCAUAUUAGCUUUGAAUGGCGUUGGAGGGAAAAGUGCCACUGAGUUGCUGCGUCACCUCCAGCACAAAGGGACCAUGGUUACCUAUGGUGGAAUGUCAAAGCAGCCUAUAACAGCCCCUGUGAGUGCACUGAUCUUUAAGGAUGUGAAACUUCGUGGCUUUUGGAUGACCCAGUGGAAGAGGGACAACGCACAGAACAAAGAGAAACUGAGAGGAAUGAUUGAAGAUCUAUGUGAUCUCAUUCGUAAGGGUCAGCUCACAGCUCCAGCCUGCCAAGAAGUCCCACUGAUAGACUACCAAGCUGCUUUGGAGUCUUCCAUGAAGCCCUAUGUAUCAGCUAAACAGAUCCUUGUUAUGUGAAGCCGGUCUGAUGGGGAAAUUUGUACACAGCCUGUUCAGAUGGAGGUCAGGCCCAGCUGGUUUCAGGGCUCCCAAGACUAGAGAACUGAACUUUUUCAAAGCUCCAUGCCCUGCAGCUUGGCAGAGGGGGAACUGUGGGGGGCAAAUGACCCAGACUAUCCAGUAAUAGUGGUGGUGGGAGAUUAAAGCUCUUGUUUCUAUAUGACUAGGAAACACUGGUUUCAUGGCAGAAGGUGGGGUGGAGGAUGACCUAGGGAGACUUUCCCUCAGUGUACCCUGAUCUAGAUUUUCAGUGAAGGAACUGUACAAAAGCUGCUGUGUGCUCAAAUUUCUUCCUCCUAUAGCACACUUUUUGCUGGCUUUUCUGCACUUCAGCUCUGCUUCUGCAGAUCGAUUGCAUUUUCUAGGAUCAGGUACUACUGCAUAAUUGGGUAUUUGGCCUUCUUUAGAUGGAGAAUAGCUUUUGAAUUAUGGACAGCAAAACCUGUCCAUUUCCUACAGAUCUUUCUUUUGUUUCUUUUCCACUUGUAACACUUACUGUGUUUGUCCUUGUCUUAAGUAGCAAUGUGCUCCCACCAUUCAAAAUCAGGCAUAAAAGUGAUUGUACAUUAGUGGCAUAAUGUUUUAUAUGGGAAGACAGAUCUGGUCAAGACUUCAGGAAAAGUGAGGCUUGCCUACUAGCCCUCUUAAUGUCUAGUGCGUUCUAAUUCACAUUGUUGGUCCAUUAGCGAUGGGCAACAUGAGCUGUAUCCAGCCUACCAAGGCUUUUCCCCUGGAGUUACCACUUUGCAGAUUACUUUCCGAGAGCAUUGAUGUGUCAGAUGCAGCCUGCAGUCCUCAAGUGUCAUCCUCCUAAUCUGUAUAUAACACAUAGAAAGACUACUUUAAAAUUGGUUAUUUAUAUCAAGACUGUUGUAACUGAAAUGAAGGCAAAUUGUAUUUGAUUGCAAACCUGUUCUUGCAGAACCGUGUAAUGACCGUUGAAAUGCCAAUGAUUUUUGUUUCCAAUAAAAUUCUCUAGCUCUGA